AUGUUGCGUCUAACACGUCUCUUUCUGGAGAUGGCUCCAGAGCUGCAACUGGAAUACGUGCCGUUGCUCUUCAUGCGCACCAUCCUCGGGCCAGAUGGCGGUUUUGCCGGUGAGGAGCGCCUUAUUAAACGCGAAUUGGCUCGAAAGUACAUUGAAGAUGGUCAUGCUGUAACGCCCACAGAGGAGCUUCGACAAGGGCUCUGGUGCUUUGACCCGGACACGAAUCAGUAUGAUCGAUUUAUAGAACGAAAUGAGGAGUUUCUGGAUUUUGCCGCACGCAAGCGACAGUGGCUUGAUGUCUACUGGCGAGUGAACACAGGAUACCUGUUGUUUGGACGGCAGUCAUGGGGUCAAGGCUUUCUUAUUAACUGUCCAUUACGAAAAAAGGACGUGGCGCAGAAGCUUUGGGAACAGUACAAAGUUCGUGUGGAUCCUAGACUCGUUGAGUUUCGCGAGAAGGAUCGUCGUACAGGCAUCCAGGACCUGGGCCACAACUGGUGCUGGUUAUAUUUACCAGGGGCAGAAGAGUUAGGCAUCGACCGAGAGGUGUAUGACAACAAGCGUGUGAAGGUCCGAAUGCACAUACGCAAAAUGACAUCCAUGUACUCCCUUUACUGA
Trypanosoma rangeli is the source of this 618-nucleotide messenger RNA. RefSeq lists its product as uncharacterized. The record is from RefSeq and is a predicted model, not a curated record. The transcript has a single exon. NCBI's taxonomy places the organism in Eukaryota, Euglenozoa, Kinetoplastea, Trypanosomatida, Trypanosomatidae. Bases 1 to 618 code for a protein of 205 amino acids.